AUCAUUACCCUUUAGCUGGCCCUUUUUAUUUUUGUCCCAAACCCUAAAUUCUACCAUUCGAUUUCGCCAUUCCCUUAACUCAGUGAGUCAACUCGGUACUCACCACUCACAAAUCCCCACCAGUUUUACUGAGUUGGUUGAUCACUCGCUCAUCGUGGCAUAAAGCUCAAAAUUUGUGGGUAUUUCGAUGCGAAAGGAAUGGAGAAUUCGAAUCACCACUCAACAUCAUUGUACGGUUCAGGUGCGAUGAACAUGCAACGAAACCCAGAAGAUGAGGAGGAGGACGUUCCCGGCGGAGGCGGCGGAGGAGGUGAAGAGUCGGUGGAUAACCCUCAGAUUGGAUACCAAGAAAGCGGCGGCGGGGUUGUUACGGUUAUGAAUAAUGGCAUGGAAGAAGCUUCUCACGCCAAUCUUUAUGGUCAAGGAUCCGAUUUAACCGCCGUUCAGGGUAAUUCAAGUGCUGAUCAACUCACCCUCUCGUUUCAAGGGGAAGUUUAUGUCUUUGAUUCCGUUUCACCUGACAAGGUACAGGCAGUUUUGUUACUUCUAGGUGGAUAUGAAAUCCCUUCGGGCAUUCCUGCAUUGGCUGCAACUCCUAUUGCUCAAAGGGGCAUGGGUGACUUUCCUGGGAGGUCAAUUCAACCCCAUAGAGCAGCUUCUUUAAACCGAUUUCGGGAGAAGAGAAAAGAGCGGUGCUUUGAUAAGAAAAUCCGCUAUACUGUGCGGAAAGAAGUGGCUCUCCGGAUGCAGCGUAAGAAGGGCCAGUUCACAUCAGCCAAGGCAAUUUCUGAUGAAGUAGCUUCGGCUUCUUCAGGCUGGAGUGGAACACCAGGCUCUGGACAAGAUGAGAGCAUGCAAGAAACUUUAUGCUCACACUGUGGAAUCAGUUCUAAGAAAACUCCUAUGAUGCGUCGAGGUCCUGCUGGUCCAAGGACACUUUGCAAUGCAUGUGGACUCAAGUGGGCAAAUAAGGGUGUUUUGAGAGACCUUUCGAAGGUCUCCAUGGUAGCAAUCCAGGAUCCAACUGUGAAGACUACCGAACAGAGUGAUGCUGAAGCUAAUGAAUCGGAGGCUGUAACUGGGACUGCAGUUGUUGUAUUUUCAUCGAACAGAGAUAACUCUGGUGUGACUUCCGAAAGAUGAGUAAUACGGUGAGUGCAAUGUUACUUUGGUGUUUCAAGGCAGAUGUCAAACUUUGUUGUAAUAAUCCGAGAUGGUUUGGCAACUGUAUAUAUAAUAGAUAUAUGGCACAUUGCCUUUGCUCAUUUGUGUAAAUAAUUUUGAGAUACAGGUUAACUAGUUUUAUGUAACUUAGGAGUAAAGAACAACAAAACUCUCACCUUCAACAUUAAUUAAUGUCCCCAUAUUUCUCUUCC
This is a messenger RNA of Gossypium raimondii (Peruvian cotton), 1376 nucleotides long. Its product is annotated as GATA transcription factor 28. Gene Ontology annotation, biological process: regulation of DNA-templated transcription. NCBI's taxonomy places the organism in Eukaryota, Viridiplantae, Streptophyta, Magnoliopsida, Malvales, Malvaceae. Bases 199 to 1143 code for a protein of 314 amino acids. The transcript has 8 exons. The record is from RefSeq and is a predicted model, not a curated record. Gene Ontology annotation, molecular function: sequence-specific DNA binding; zinc ion binding; protein binding.